Messenger RNA from Pantherophis guttatus, 6004 nucleotides. The record is from RefSeq and is a predicted model, not a curated record. NCBI's taxonomy places the organism in Eukaryota, Metazoa, Chordata, Lepidosauria, Squamata, Colubridae.
AUCUUUUCUUAAAGACCUCCAAUGAUGGAGGAGGGAGGGGGGGUAGGAAGGAAGGAUGAAUAGAGUAUGAGGAAGGAAGGAAGGAAGGAAGGGAGGAAGGAUAACAGAGUUGGGAGGGACCACAGAGGUCUUCUAGUCCAACCCCCUCCUCAGACAGGAAACCCUGAUGCCAUUUCAGACAUAUGGUUUUCCAGUCUCUUCUUAAAAACCUCCAGUAUUGGAGGACCCACAACUUUUGGAGGCUAGUUUUGGAGACCUUUAAAGGUACCCUCCUCUUCCUUCUAAGGAUUGAUAAAUGAACCACAGAAACGUCCUGAAGAGGUUGAUGAGAUGAAGAGUUGGGGGACCCAGAAUCUCACUUUUAAACAAACUUGGUCCAUUUAGAUCCAGGAAGCCCAAUCUUGUACUCAGAGGUUUCAUCAAUGUCCUGAUUAAGAAGGCAUGCAUGCCAUUAUGCAUAUCUUUUCUUUUAUGUACACCGAGAGCGUAUGCACCAAGACAAAUUCCUUGUGUGUUCAAUCAGUCCUGCAGUCGUUCUUCAUAUGUUUUAGUCUCCAGGCCUUUGGUCAUCUUGGCUGCCAUCAUUCUGCUAAACAAAUAAUUCCCUCAACACUGUCAAACUAUUUGCUAAGUCUUGCACAACUAUUAAUUUUCUCAUUGUUCCCACCACCCAUCUCCUUCCACUUUUGACUGUAAUUUUGUUGCUUGUAUCCUUACAAUCUAUAUUGAUAUUGUUUCCUGAUUGCUUAUUUGUACCCUAUGACUGUCAUUAAGUGUUGUACCUUAUGAUUCUUGAUAAAUGUAUCUUUUUUUAUAUAUACACUGAGAGCAUAGGCACCAAGACAAAUUCCUUGUGUGUCCAAUCACACUUGGUCAAUAAAAAAAAUUCUAUUCUAUUCUAUUCUAUUUUCUUUUCUUUUCUAUUCUAUUCUUAAUCUGCAUUUUAUUCUAUUCUUAUUCUACAUUCUAUUGAAUACUAUUCUAUUCUAUUCUAUUCUAUUCUAUUCUAUUCUACUCUACUCUACUCUACUCUACUCUACUCUACUCUACUCUACUCUACUCUACUCUACUCUACUCUAUUCUAUUCUAAAUUAAAUUAAUUACUGUUUAAGAUGUCUCAAAGGUGCUUUUUUUUUCCCCAAGAGGCAACAGGACAUUCUGGUUUUUCUUUGACAUUUCGCUUCUCAUCCAAGAAGUUUCUUCAGCUCUGAUUGGAUGGUGGAGCUUCUUGGAUGAGAAUUGAAAUGUCUUCAAAGAAAAACCAGAAAGUCCAGUUGCCUCUUGAAAAAAAACAACAACCAUGGAACAACCAUGACCAGCAAGCAGAAAGAAGUGCUACAGAUUUCUUUUCUGCUGUAGGAUGAUUUUCCAUUGAUUUGAAAGAGACGGCUAUUGGCAUGAUUAGUGGUGACUUUGUUGUGUUGUUGACAGGAAGGUCUCUUUUCUCUCUUCCAUCCUUAAAGCAGGGAGAAACGGGGUAAAGAUCUACUAAUAGGUGACUCUGUUUCUCUCACACACUUUACACUGCUCAGUUCUUUGCAAUAAAUCUUUCUUCUCAACUGUACAAAUGAGACUGGAAAACUACAGUCAAAACUUGCCAUUCCUGGAAUUUCCUGAUGCACUUUACUUUUAGUGGUUUGGACCAUCCCCGAAGUGAUUCGGAACUGAGGAGGCUCUGAAAACAAGUGAUUGAUGUCCCUUUCUGAACGCUGGUAAUAAGGAGAAGUGCAUUCUUCAGAUUAUUUAUACAGGUGCAGCAAUGGAUCUUAUCCUGGAUUAUGCAGAUAGUUAUAUUUUGACACCUUAUGUUUAUCCAGCAACCUGUCCAGAAGACAAUGCUUUCCGGCAGAUUAUCAGUCUCUUUGUUAUAACAAACCUGGGGGCAAUUGUGAUAUAUUUUCUGUUUGCCACUCUCGGCUACUAUCUGCUUUUUGAUCACAAGUUAAAGAAGCACCCCCAGUUUUUAGAGAAUCAAGUGCAGCGGGAAAUAAAGCAUGCAGUCUCGUCUGUGCCAUUGAUGAGCAUUCCCACCGUGGUCAUCUUCUUUGCUGAGGUCAGAGGCUACAGCAAACUCUACAGUAACAUUGGGGAUUCUCCCUACGGAUGGUUUGGCGUGGUGUUCAGCAUGUUUUCAUUUCUGUUCUUCACCGAUAUGUGCAUUUACUGGAUUCAUCGGUUUCUCCACCACAAGAUCUUAUAUAAGCGUUUCCACAAGCCCCAUCACACGUGGAAGGUCACGACUCCGUUUGCCAGCCAUGCUUUUCACCCCGUGGACGGUUUCCUUCAGAGCGUCCCUUAUCACGUCUACCCGUUCCUUUUUCCUCUUCACAAAGUGACCUAUUUGGGCCUCUAUGUCUUCGUCAACAUCUGGUCAGUCUCCAUUCACGACGGAGACUGUCGCAUUCCCAAUCUGCUGAAACCCAUCAUCAACGGAGCUGCCCAUCACACGGACCAUCACUUGUACUUCGAUUACAAUUACGGCCAAUACUUCACCCUCUGGGAUAGAAUCGGGGGCUCCUACAAAAACCCCUCUUCUUUUGAAGGUCAGGGGCCCCAUGCAUAUUUGAAGAAGCUGGCAAACGGCCACGAGAAUAAGAAACUACCAGGAGGCCAUGAAACGAAAAAUAAAUAGCAAUCCCUCCCAACUGGAAGGAUAUGGAACCUCUAUGCCUUAUGAAGUGUGUAGGAUGAAAGUGUCAACCCUUUCUCCAUCCAUUAGCUUUCAAAAUGGAGAUAUUUGGAACCUAACAUUCCAGGAUGAGAAGACAGAAAGAAGAUGUGGAUUCACAACAGAGCAGUCUCUGGGAUGUUGAACAGGAGAAAGCAUCCAUGAAUUUCCCUGUUGCCAUUAGAAUGAAUCAGGAAGCGGUCAGUCCAGCUCUGAAGUCCAUCCUCGGCAGAUGUUCGAGGGCAACUUUCAGCCACACCUUGUAAGUUGUUGCUGUGCAGUCAGUUAUGAAUGUCUACUGUUUAACACUAGUAUGUUGAAUAAGGGUUUGGGUUUGGUGCAGACAAAUGGAGUCCUUCAUUGUUUCCAUUGUGUAAUUACACUCCUAAAAUACAUAUUACAAUGCACUUUAGUCUUGUCUUAACAGAGUAAUAGGCGGGAGGAAUUUCUGAAGGACACCUUCACAGCAAUUACAAAAUGAUGUGAUGUAUGUCAGAACAUCAACAUCCAAAGGACGCCAAGUUGCAUCAGAACACGGAAAGUCCAAGGUUUAGACCAACUUUUCCCAACGUUGCCAAAUUUAAGAUGUGUGGACUUCAACUCCUAAAAUUCCCCAGCCAGCAUACUGUUGACAAGAUUGAGAAACAGUGGUCUAGAAUAUCAAGGUUCCGUUGAAUGACCUGUGAGAUAAGGAGAGCUGUCAUGCUAAGCAUGAUAAAUAAAAUAAAAUAUGUUAAUCUGAAGCAAGGCAGGAAUAAAGCACAGGAACGUAGCUUAUUACUCCUUCAAAGCCUCUGUUUUGCAAAGGAAUCUGCAUUUAUGUGUGUUUCUAAUUCAUUUCGUAACCAGUAAAUUUCAAACAUCUGUGGGGAGGUUUUUAGCAACAGGAAUAUGAUUAUGAUUUUAAUCAUACUAUAGAUCUGGGUCAUCCAACUUGAGUUACCUGCUGCCAAGAUUGGAUACCUCUGCUGUAGACUUGAGUUACCUUUGUGGAGGUAGAUGCCUUUUGGAAUCUUCCAUUAUUGUACUUUUUUUCUUUUUUUUAGAGCUGUACUUUAUAUGUGCUAUUGCUUUGCUCACAAGGUUCCAUCUACCAAUCUAAAUUUAUUUCAGUGAGGCUUCUCUUAAAAAACCACAUUACUUGGAUGCACUAAAUCAGGGGUGGGAAAAUAUGGCCCCUUUAUGAUCUGUGGACUUCAACUCCCAGAAUUCCUGAGCCAGCUUGGCUGUCUCAGGAAUUCUGGGAGUUGAAGUCCACAGGUUGUAAAAGGGCCACAGUUGCUCACUCCUGCACUAAAUAGCGCUGCUGGCUAGUCAUUAUGGGAGUUGGAGUCCAACACAGAAACAGAUGGAAGAAGGGUAUUCUAAAUCAUGGGUGUUAAACCAGCGGCAUCACAUUGCCGUCACGUGAUGUAUCGCGACACUUAUGCCCCUUUGUGGAGCUGGGGUAGGCGUGGCUGGCACGUGACGCAUCUGAUCUGCAAGUUUGACACCCCUGUUAAAUCAUUGCCUUGACUUUUCUCCUCUUCAACAUAUAUUACUUCAAACACUAAAAUCAUCCCCUCCGACAAACAAACCUUUGUCAGAGUUAAAAUGAUUUACUCUGAUAAAAAAUGAAAAUAAUUCAGGAGAUAAUGUGAAAAAAAAAAAUCCUGAUUGGUUUUUUUACUGUAUGUAGGAUAUCGUUUCAUACCCCUUCCCCACAAAGAGAAUUGUCUUCUCUUUAAUAAUGUUUUUAAAAGAUCAAAGGUUAUGAAGUGUAGUUAUUAAGUGCCCGAAAUCAGUGUUUGCAAAUUUUAAAAAGUGAAGAUGGUAUAUCUAUUUAUAUACGUGUAUAUUGUAUAGUAGAUUUAUUUAGUGUAUCGGUUCUGAUGUUUUCUGGUGAUAAAAUAAUUAAAACAAUUUUUUUUCUGUGGAUAGAUUUUAAUAAAACGGGCAGUUUGAUGUAGUGCAGAGGGAUCCAACCUUUAAGAUCUGUAGACUUCAAUUUUGGGAGUUGAAGUCCACAGGUCUUAAAGUUGCUAUGGUUGGACACCCCUAGUGUAGGGGUUAAGGCAUUCAGCUAGGGACUGGAAGUUCUAGUCCUGCCUUUGGCACAAAGCCACUGGAUAUCUUGGGCCAGUCAGUUUCUCUUAACCCUAAGAAGGAGGCAAUAGCGCAAACCACUUGCCAAGGAAACUUGUGGGACUUGUCCAGGCAGUUUCUAAAGAAUCAGACUCGAUUGAAUGGAAUGGGGAAAAAAACAUUAAUAACCGUAAAACCAGCAUCUCAGCUACAUCUAACAAGCCUCACCCAUCCGAGUUUGUUUGUCCAGUCAAAUUCUGCUCUUUGGUGUGAUAUUGCAGCUGCCUGCGUUCGGGAUAUUAUUUUUCAAUUUUUCCACCUAGUCUACGAGGCUAAGAUUUCCUUUGGCGUUCCCAUUUCAAGUGACGCGCCUGAUCCUGCUUAGCUUCCACAGCUACAGCAAAUCAACUAAAUGGAGUCACCUUCCAGCCAGAAUUACUUACAGGGUCUCCAGAUUGGUGUUUCUUAGCUUUAAGCCGUGAAGACUUCAGCUCCCAGAAUUCCUUGUGCUGACUUGGGAAUUCUGGGAGUUGAAGUGUACACAUCUUAAAGUUCUUUGAGGUUGAGAGAAACUGAUCUAGGAACUUGUACCUCUCAUUAUCGAGUGUGCAUAAUGUUCUGUAAGGAAUUUUUAGCAAAAUGCGGUGCCUUGUCACGCAUAGCUGAAGCUUUAUGGAUUGUAACCGAAAUUUGGGAGAGCUUUGGCAUAAAUUUCUCCUUCCAAACCUCUCACUGUAUCAUUGCAGAGCCUGCUGGCUAUUAUAUUUACCAAUUCAUUAUAUUUCUUAAAAUAUACACAUUUAACCCAAAAAAAAAAAAUGAAAAAAUUAUUGAACUCUAUUGGCACAAGUGUAGAAAAAUUAAAUGGUGAGUGGGUUCCCAAUUUGUUUUAAAAGUCGUAACAAUUUGAUUUUGGGAGUUCGAUUUUGGAGUUGUUUUAUUAAUAAACAUCACAUGGUUUGUUUCAGGAAUUAAAGCCAAAUCCAUCGUAAUUGUUUUUUGUUUUUAGAACCAUUGUGUGCAAACUCUUAAUUCUGCAGAAUUUGCACAGGACUAUUUUGAAAUAAAUCAAUGUUUAUUUUGGAAGAGUUACUAAGUGUUAAUAAGUUAAUAAGAGUUACUUAUUUUGGUUUUGGGCUGACCUUGGGAUGAAUCUGUUCACUGGGGCUUAAAAAUCCUGAUUUUAUAGCUUCGUACCUUAUAUGACUCAAGAUGCAUUUCUGCAAGUUGUAAGGAUUUGAUGACAGGCACAAAAUAAAAAAUAGGAUACUU